UGUAAAACGUCGGUGUCUCGCUGCAGCGGACACUAAACCAGCGGAACCUCUUCUUUUACGCCUGUGUUCAGUCAGGAUGAAGUAGUUUCCGGGCGACAGGGUACCAGCAGUAAACAUGGCGGAGGAGCUGCUGGAAACAGUGGACAGACUUCAGUCCCGGCUUCAGGAGAACCCGGAGCCUCGAAAGCUACUAAAGACCCUCAGAAGACUGGGGGAACUUCCCAUGACUGUGGAUAUACUGGUGGAAACUGGAGUGGGGAAGACUGUGAACUCUUUCAGGAAACAUGAAGUAGCUGGAGAGAUGGCAAAAAGCCUUGUGGCCAAGUGGAAGAAACUGGUUCCUCAGUCUGCAGACAGACCCAACAGCCACGCCAAAGAGGCCCCUCGGUCACACACACACUCUCGAGGCCCAGAGGCGGGAGGAGGAGGCCACAGACGCAUCCGGGAGUCCUCCCCCGUGGAGGAGCCCUCCUACGAGGAAGAGGAGGAGGAGGAAGAGGAGGAGAGAGGCUACCACACCAACUACUCGCCCUCGCCUCCUCGACAGGAGCAGUACAGCCCUCCGCAGCGAGGAGGCUACCAGUCAGACGAGUACGGAAGUCCAGAGCCCGAGCCCGCCGAGCCUGAACCCGAGCCUAGUCCUCCUCCUCCUCCUCCACGCAAAGAAGUCCGCCACGCGAAACCAAACAAGGAGCCCAGCAAGAACCACCACCACCACAGUGACCGAAACAGGGACAGGGAGGAGGAACGACGGCAACGCCACACACAGACAAGUAGCGAUCGAGGAGGAGGAGGAGGAGGAGGUGAAGGAAAGAAACGUGGUGCAGACAGAGAGAGGCAGCAGAGUCCAGUACAGAAACCUGCCAAACACAGCAAAAAGUCCACCACACACGAGAGCAAGAGGGAGGAGAAGAGGAAAGGAGGAGAUGAUGGGCGACCACGAGCACCAAAGGACUCUCCACCUAAGGAGGAGGAUGAGGAGUUCGAGGCUCCCACCAUGUCCUUCGAGUCCUUCCUCACGUACGACGCCCCAACGUCUAUCAAGAAGAAGAAGAAGCCAUCGUCGUCGUCACACAGUCGGCCGUCUCACUCAUCCUCUUCCACGUCGUCUUCCCAUCACCACACACGCACCCCUGCGCCGCCUGCGACCUCUUCCUCCUCCUCUUCCUCCAAAGUGAGUAAGGCGAACGGCACUCAGAGCAGCAAGAGGCCACAUUCAAGCUCCAGCUCAGCUGCUGCACCGGAAAAACGCAAGAGGGUGGUUGAGGCCGUUCCAACGCUUCCUGAAAUCCCUCUGCCAGCAAUUCAACCCAACUACAGACCUCUACCCUCCAUUGACGUCACGCCGCUGUCGCCGCAGAGACGCAAAGUUCCCGUUUUCAACGAUGAGGAGGACGCCGGGUUCACAGGGAAGCGGUUCAACUCCAAGAUGGUGGUCUACUCAGGAUCAAAGACCUCUUACUUGCCUAAGAUGAUGACCCUGUACGAGCAGUGCAUCCGCGUGCUGCAGAACAACAUUGACUCCAUCGCUGAGGUGGGAGGGGUGCCAUUUGAUAUCCUGGAGCCGGUUCUGGAGCGGUGCACACCUGAGCAGCUGUACCGCAUUGAGCAGAACAACCAGUGUUUUACGGAGGAUUCUGAUGAGCUGUGGAUGCGUCACUGUCAACGGGACUUUAAGCGCGAGACUCCUCAGGAGUACGAAUCGUGGAGGGAAAUGUACCUGAGGCUGCACGACGAGCGCGAGGAGCGGCUGAGGAUGCUCACCCAGAACAUCACCUCCGCACACGCCAACAAACCCAAAGGGCGGCAGGUCAAGAUGGCGUAUGUGAAUUCUGUCGCCAAGCCGCCACGUGACGUUCGCCGCCGGCAGGAGAAGUUCGGCACCACCAGUGGUUUGUCCACAGCCGCCUCCAACGCAGCUGCAGCUCCCAUCAAAAUAAGACCAGCUACCACAGACUACUCUGGUGAAUCCAGUCGCUCCUCUUCCUCCAGCUUGUCCCGUUCCUCAGCACCAGGAGGAGUAGGAGGAGUAGGAGGAGGAGGAGGAGGAGGAGGAGGACACGCCGCCCGAGACAAACCACAGGUCAAAAAAAUCGCCCCCAUGAUGGCCAAAACUAUCAAAGCGUUCAAGAACAGAUUCUCACGCCGAUAGUGUGAAAGAGACUGAAUGUAUUUUAUGAAUUCCAACUGUUUUUAAUUUAAGUUUAGUAAAAUUUUACUGGAGACCCCUUCAACCCUGCACACACACACACCAUCAUCAUUGUUACCCACCAAACAUAUCAUGAACUUUUCAGUAUUGGUGGAAAAAUUGAAUUUUUUUUGUUUGUUUUGUUUUUUAAUUUAAGUGGUGGCAUCUGUUUUGGGGCUCUUCAAAUAAGUAUUUAAAUCAUAAAUGACGGUCAAAGGAUGUGACGUGUUAAGAAAAUCAAGUCGCCAACUUUUUAUAGGAUACAAAAGGACACACAAACACAAAGUCUGUUACUUUUCUUGUUUUUUAGUUUGACAGUUUGGGAAAUUUGCUCAUUCGCUGUCUUGCUAAGAUUCAGAUGAGAACAUCGAUACCAGUCUUGUGUCUGUAGGAUGAUCGCAAAGCUACAAGCGGCUGCCAGUUAGCUUAGCUUAGCAUAAAGACUGGAAGCAGGUGGAAACAGCUAGCCUGGCUGGACUUUUUUUGUUUUAUUCACUUGUUGAAACAAUUAUUUAAACUAAUUUCUUUUCAUUUCCUGGUACGGGGAAUCAGAAAUUGUGAUGCUGCUGUGCCUGGGAAUUGAACAAAACUGUGCAGCAUCUGAAUAUUGUUAGGUAUUUUGCCUUUCUUUCACCCAAUUUAAAAAAAAAAAAAAAAAAUCAUGUUAAUAGCAACAACCACUUAUAUAAAAUGAUAUGCAAGCAACAGCGCCCCCUACAGUCACACCCUACUAUGGUCACUUUGUUUUUUGAACAGUUAAACAAGAUAAAAUGUAUUCAUUAGUGAGAUUUAGAGAUGCUGGUAGGUGGUUAUUGUUACAUUUAAACAGAGCUAUGUUAGCUGUUUCCCUCAGUUUCCAGUCUUUAUGCUAAGCUAAGCUAACCAGCUGCUGGUUAUAGCUUCAUAUUUAUCCCACAAACACAACAGUGGUGUCUGUCUUCUCAUCUAACCCUCAAUAAGAGAGCGAUUAAGCGUUUUUCUUUCACGGGAGACAGAACAUACUCGUUCUCUUAAUCUAAAGAUUAGUCAUCUGUUACUUUUCUUUAUGACCAAAUGAUACACUACACUAGGAAACAACCUCUACACACUCUUUGUUUUGUCUUUUAAUCGCAUGCAUAGUGCACGUCAGCUGCAACAUUAAGACUUCACCUGAGACAUCGACUGGCUGGUGAAAGGCGCUUUUUUUAAAAACAAACACAUGCAGAGUAACAUGUUUUUGCCUGGUGCAUUUUUCAAUGUGUGGGGCUAAAAUGAUCUAUGAAAUGCACACACAUAUACACACAAACAUACAGAAACACACAUUGUAGAGUUAUUUUAACCCUCCCUGUGGCUUCAGACCAUGUUUUCCUGCUGUCGAAUGUGUGCGUCCCUCUUUAUAUCUGCUUCACUGUGACAAAUAGCUCAAGUGAGGGCUGAAGAAGAAAAACAACAAUAAGGAAAGAAGCUGGUUGGACGACAACAAUAGGGAUGAUGAUGAUGACAUAUUUAUUUUCAACACUGGGACCUGGUACAACAUGGGCCUGAAAGGAAGUAGAUUAAAAAUUGUAAUUUUAUUAGAUUUUAAUAAAUGUUAUAUGGUCAUUUUUAUUAAAAUUGACUUUUUGCCCUUGA
Molecule: messenger RNA, 3799 nt
Organism: Lates calcarifer (barramundi perch)
Lineage: Eukaryota; Metazoa; Chordata; Actinopteri; Centropomidae
Gene: eloa
Product: elongin A
Biological process (GO): transcription elongation by RNA polymerase II
Cellular component (GO): elongin complex; nucleus
Molecular function (GO): protein binding
Source: RefSeq, a predicted model, not a curated record